AUGGACGCGCCCCGGGAACAGCCCAAAGAUUCACCUGAGGCCGAUCAACCUGGGUCGAGCCCGAGCCAGGGAGGACGACGGCCGAGCCUCAAGGUUUUGGCUAUUAUGUUCUGCGUGGUCCUGGGCUUGGCACUGGCGUUCGCUCUGGGAAGCCGCACAUCGUCGACGCCGCGCGAAGACGACAGCGGCAUCAAGCCACCGCCGCCGCCACAAUCAGCCGUCGCCGGACAGCCUCGCGCCGGACAGCCUCGCGACGAAGCCGGCACCAAGAGACGUGAUGCUGUCGCUUUCCCAGCUGCCCCAGGGAAACAGAAGCAGAGCGCGGCACCCGUGAACACUCAACAAGUGGCGAAACAAAUCGCCGGCGACGAGGUUUACCGGACAGCGUAUGUGAACGUAUCGGUGGACCACCUAGCAGCUGGACAUGCUCGUGCCGCCGAUGUCGCCAAGCCCUCAGGACGCGCUGGAGGAACUUUUGGAGAAGGCGUUAGUGCCGGCCCGCUGUUCUGCGUGGUGUCAAGCAGUGCUACGCACGCGGCACAGUUCCCACGUGACGUCUGCACGCACCUCAUUUACUCUGACGUUCAUUACCUGGCUGACGAAGGAAAGUUCAUGCCCGUCAACGACCAGACAUUCACUGCGUUCUUGCUGCUGGCGAGUACCACAGCGCAGCUAAAGACCCUGGUCAGCAUCGGGGGUCCCACUCUGGACGCUAUGGAGCGCUCGCCACCGCUUCUCACUCGUUUCACCAGAAACGCUGCCGGUUGGUUGACGUCUCGCAGCCUGGCUGGUCUCGCCUUCAUCGAGUACGCCUCCUCGACGAGCCGCAUCGUGGAAUACGCCGCGCCCCUUCAGUACCUGCAGGACAAGCUGUCGGUGAUGGGCCUGAAGACUGUGUUCGGCGUUCUCAUCGAGGACUGGAGCGCACCGGUAGAAUCUGUAGCCACCCACCUGACCAGCAUUGCAGAACACGUUGACUACAUGUUCCUGCAGACACACUACGAAAAGGAGGGCGACAAGUGCAGCGUGGCACUGCCCUCUGUGUACGCUGCCGCCAACAACUGGACGGGUAGUAUUCCCAUCUCAGUCGCCAUGGACUGGAUAGGGGCAGUGCAAGAGAAUAGGGGCAAGCAGGCCACCCUAUGCUUCUCCGUCAGCAUGGCGGCCUUGCUCUAUCGCUCGCACAAGGACAACAGCGCUCCAUGUGAUGACGUCACCUCUGUCAACUACAUGCAGGUCUGCGACCCUGCGCCGUGGCCCGCGGUCGUCCCCACCUCGAACCAGGCUUCGUUGGCGUACAUGGGAUCAAAUGGCGAACAGCUUGAGAGUCACGAGACGGCUGACCUGCUGGCCGUCAAGGUGUCCCGCGCCGGCUUGCACCUACCCGGUGUAUGUGUAGCCGCAUUCGACGUUGACCGAGACGACUACGAGGGAGUGUGCGGCGGGCCGUUCGCACGCCUGCACGCCAUCCGACAGGCACAGCAACCAAACGCAUCAAGAGCAGCCCAAGGGCGUUCUCUGCCCGAGGACAAAGAGCGGAAAGAAGACCAAGUUGAAGCCUCCAAGCGAUGCAUGCCACGUGGAAAAGAGAAAGAGCGUCCGCUGGUGUGCGUGCUGUCAGAACGGACGGAGAACGCGCGGACAGUCACCACCAGCUACUGUACUCACGUGGUCUUCUCACUGCGGCAGUUCGGAAACGCUGACCUCACCGUUCUUCCUAACGGCUACCUGUCUCAGAUACAGGAGAGCGGUGUUCGAGUUCUGGUGGCGGUACAUGAGCGACUGUUGCAACUGUCCUCGCUAAGCGAAAGCGCCGAGGAAACAGCGCGGCAGCUGCGGGUGCGCAAGCUGGAUGGUCUGGCGCUCCUUUAUGUUAGUCGUUCCACUCGGCAGAUACCUUCGCUGUCGCGCAAAAUGAAGGAACUGCACGACGUGUACCAGAAACACGGCUUGUGUGUUCUGCUCAGCCUUCAGAUUGUGGACUACGACAAGCCAGCGACUUACACAGGUGUCCAGCUGAACAUUCUCAGCAAUUUUGUAGACUUCCUUGUGGUGAACACGCACUACAGUGGAGACUAUGGCCCCUGCCGAGCUACACCUACAUCAACCUUUAACCAGCCACUGUCCACCUGUAUACCCCAGGUGCCUGUGAACCUUGCACUAGAAUGGAUGCACAAUGCCACUGAAGGGUCUCCGUACAUCUGCUUCUCUGUGGACAUGCGAGCUUUUGCCUACCACAUGUAUGGACCCAUGGUCAUGGAUCAAGUGUGCUACAGUGAGGAACACUUGCAUUAUGAGCAGGUCUGCAGCAAAGAAGAAUGGACGUAUAAGCAGGAUGACUAUACCAUGACCAAUGUUGGCCAGCUGAGCAACAUUCUUCACUCCUUUGAGACACCAUCUACUCUCAUGAGCAAGGUGAUCGCUGCUUCAAUGAGUGUUCAUGCUCUCUGUGUGGCUGCUUUCAACUACGACUAUGAAGACUCGUCAGGGCGUUGCCAUGGGACUCCUUAUGCACGCAUGAAAGCUCUAAGGCAGUGGUUAGAUGAAAGUGUAAAUACAAAGAAAAGCAUACCAAGGAUUCAAAAAGGUUUUGUAGAGCCAUCUGAGACUGAAGGUGGCACGGCAACAACAAGCAGCAGCCUUGAAGACUACCCUUCUGAGCGACCCUUGGUUUGUGUGAUCUCCAAGAACGUUGAGGACGAAGCUGCUGUACCCCAGGGAUAUUGCACGCAUCUAGUCUUCUCUGGAGCACUGUUCAAUCAAGCCACAGAGACUGUCGUUGUUCCAAGAGGAACAUGGCGCUGGAGGCAGCUGCGCCGUGACAUGGCGCUGUUUCUUGGUUUUGACGAUGACAGCCUCAUUGAUUACCUCAUCACGUAUGGCUCCAAAGCAGGCCUGGCCUUUGGCAAGCUGUCAGCACAAGUGCUGAGAGAGCAGGGUUUCAAUGGACUUGCUUUACUGAAUGUGAACAGAACAUCUCAAAGCAUUGCCAAAUUGUCGGACUCCCUUGCUGUGAUUCACGAGUUAUUUGGCAAUGACUUGCAAGUUGUGGUCAGCUUGGAUGUUGUUGACGUUACUGCACCUCCAACUGUAAUGGCAGUUCGCCUUCAAGACAUCUUCAGGUUCAGUCAUUUGGUGGUAUUCCAGACCCACUACAGGCAAUCACUUGGGUACUGUGAAGUAGCACUGCCAUCCACGUUCGAUAUACCCAACCAUUCCCCAACUGUUCCUGUGGACACUGCUCUACGCUGGCUUGGGCACAUGGGUACUGGCAAGCAGGCCUGCUUUUCUGUGAACUUGGCCAUUAUCGAGUUCUCAGCUUCAGGUGACACAUAUCUUUGCCAACAGAGAAAAGUUCUUAAUUAUGCUGAGGCUUGUGACACUGAAAAGUGGGUUGAAGUGCGACAACCUCGUGGUGCACUCUGCACUCUGCGGCAAAAGGGCAAGCGCUGGCAGGCAUACGAAACUGAAGAUCAACUCUUUGCUAAGGUUAGCAAAGCCUUUGAUCGCAACACGGGAGCAUGUGUUGCAUUGUUUAAUGUGGACUAUGAAAACUACAAGAGUGCAUGCUUCCAAAAGUUCGGCCGAAUGACUUCAGUUGUGCAGAAUUACCUAAGUUACCAGCACCAGAGGCCGCGGCCAUUAAAACGGAGUGGACCAGUGAAGCUUCCGUUCAACAGAACACGCUCAUCACAGAACAACCAUCCAGAAUUAAUAAGAAAAGUUGAUGUACCAGGCCCAAGACUACCUCGGGGCAACCUCAUGUCGUUGCGUGUCCCCACCUCAAGCCGUCCAUUGCUUUGUGUUCUUAGUGAAGAGUGGACAAAAAUCGACAAUGUUCCAGAGGUUUACUGCUCCCAUUUUGUUAUUGAUGUGGCACACCUGAACUUCAAAACUGGUUUGACUAAAGACCCUGUAACGUUACUGAAAGAAAAAUUUGGCAUAAGACGUCAGUAUUUGGUAAAAGUGUCGAAGAUACCCAUGAGGAAUGUCACACAGUAUGCUCAGGAGCUGUCAGCAUCCAUUUCAAAGCUACAAUUGAAUGGAAUUGCAGUGCUAAACCAGCAUAUAGCAUCGCCUCUUUUGUCUUCAUUUAAUGAAAGGCUUCAGCAUUUUAGGCUCUCACUAAGGAAGGAUCUAACCUUGGUUUUGGGUCUGGAGAUACCAGACUUUGAUCAGAAGCCAAAAGAGGUUGCUGAUCGACUAGCGCCACUCUUUAGGGCUGCCGACAUCGUCAUUUUGCAAACACACUUUCGACGCCUCUGGAAGUUCUGCCGCUCAGCUUAUCCCUCUAUCGUCCAGGAGAGCAAUAACACAUGCCAGCAGUCGGUGCCCAUGUUGAAUGCACUGAAGUGGGCCAAACUUAUGGAGACAGACAGGCACGUGUGUCUAUCGGUCAACUUGGCUACCCUACGAUUUCAUUAUGUUGACACCCCUGGUUCAGAUCUUCCGUGCACCAAGUCUCGAGAAAUACCUAAUUACUGUGAAUCUGGCUCAUGGAAUGAAUCCAUUGAUGCACUGUUCUCCAUGAGUGCGCAUCGACACAAUGACGGACAGUGGGAUGCAUUUGAAGAGGAGCAAUUGAUCAAAUCCAAGGUGGAAAAAAUAAUGGCUGCUCGCCCCAAAAGCUGCUGGGCUGUGUUUAACGUUGAUUAUGACAGAGAUACAGUAGCCUGCAGUGUGCACAAGGAGAGUUUUGCACGUCUCAAGUCACUAGGCAAAGCAGCCGGCUACAGCUCUGAUUGGAAGGACAGUACUCAGCCAGAUAAAGACGACUCAGCGAAAGGUAGGAUUGACACGGCACCCAACAACAGAACACAGGCUAAAGGGUCCCUUCUGUGUGUGUUCAGUGGUGCCAUCUCUGAGAGCUUGCUGCCACCAAAAGGCCUCUGCACAGCUGCCAUCUACACCACUGUCUUGUAUGAUGAAGUCAAGAAGGCUUUGGUCGUCAAGGAUGGAGACUCACUGCACCAUUUCUCGACACUCGCCAGACAGUUGAGUUUGGUGGGGGCUGGUGUUGCACCAGGUGCUCUGGCAGCCAACCUGGCACGAGAUUUUGCACUUGAGAGCACAGCCUGGCUUCGUGUGAAGGGCUUCAACGCACUGGCUGUUCUGACAGACCAAUGGCCUCGCCAAGACAUACUUAAUAUCUUCAGGGAACUGCGUAAGGUUCUCAAAAUGACAGAAGAAUUCGGUCAAGUCUCAAUCAUCCUUGGAAUACCACCUCAGCAAAAAAUAAACAACUUGAUGUUCCUACAAAAGGAGCCCGUGGACAUGGUGAUAUUCAUGGGGCACUACCAGCCAGGUGGUGAGUCGUGCCAUGUCAUGCACCCUUCGAGUUUGUCAAAAACCACAAGCACAUUAUCCAGUCUGGUUGAAACCACACAGGUGAUAAAGACCCUUUCCAUCAAGUUGAAUAUCACAACAGAAAUGUGCAUCUCUGUCAACUUGGCUGUGUUGACGUUUACUCUUGGCAGUACAAAGAAGUUUCAGUUGGGCACGCAGUGCUUGAAAGAGACUGUGAGCAGCUAUGCUGACGUCUGCCCAUCACACAGUGGUCCCGAUAUAUUCUAUGACAGCGCCCUAUCCUGUUACAAGCAAAAUUCGACACAUGUACAGACAUUUGAAAAUGAAGGAACAUUGGAGAUGAAGGUUGAAUUCCUCAAGAAACAUAUUGCCACUCCCUGUGUGGCAGCCUUCCACUCGGAGUAUGAGGACACAGAAGGAAUUUGCCCAGACAGACCAGCCUUCUCACGCAUUACUGCCCUUAGGGAUAGCUUAGAUUCACCGCUGGGCCAUGGAAGCUCGAAAAAUCAGUACACUCUGCUCUGUGUGUUCUCCGAACGUCCUGUGACGCCAAGUUCCCUGCCACACGGUCUGUGCACCCACAUCAUCUACACCGGCUUAAACUAUGUACCUGAUAGCAAGAACAUAGUACCUAUUGAUGAGUCUGCCUUUGAGAAUUUCCUGACACUAAGGAAACACGCACGACUGUUGGCUGCAGUCCCCUUUGACACAGUAUCGAACCUGACAAAUACUUCAGAUGUGGAAUCUUUUUCGAACGUUGUCUCCUCGUGGUUGAUGAAAAAUGACCUCAUGGGUCUCGCUUUGUUUUCAACUCUCAACACGAAUUUUGAGGAUGUGUACGCUGUCACCAAGGUUCUUCGUUGGCAGUUCAUGAACCUGAAGUUGAAGCACCUGCAGCUGAUCUUUGGUGCCCCCAUUCAUGUCAUCACGCCAACACUCAUCCGUAUUGCAGAUAUCGUAAACUAUCUGGUGUUCAUACACCAUGAUCCAGUACAAGAGUCGUGUCGCCUGGAGACAAUGCUGACAAAGCAACUUGGGAAGCACGAACUGGUAUUGGUUUUGGUUACUGCUUCUGGGAGUGAAGGCACUGCUGCAUAG
Molecule: messenger RNA, 6405 nt
Organism: Rhipicephalus sanguineus (brown dog tick)
Lineage: Eukaryota; Metazoa; Arthropoda; Arachnida; Ixodida; Ixodidae
Exons: 54
Coding region: 1-6405 (2134 amino acids)
Biological process (GO): chitin catabolic process
Cellular component (GO): extracellular region
Molecular function (GO): chitin binding; chitinase activity
Source: RefSeq, a predicted model, not a curated record